AUGAGACUUCAAGCUCCGGGCGAGGGGCAGGACGCUCUUAGUGCGCUGCCGCUCGCGGCACUGAGGCGCAUCUUCGAAUAUCUGCGCCCUCGCGACCUGUGCCUGGUGGAGCGCAUCUGCACGAGUUGGCAUGAUCUGCCGUCGAAGGAGGAGAAGAACAGGCUGUGGUGGCGCCACGUGAUGCGCGAGACGUGGGACGAAGGCUGUGCGCCGACGGCGAUGGGGCGCGCCGAGAAGAAGAAGCUGUGGAAGGACGAAUACGCCGCCAGCAUCGCCCCCAAGCUGCGCCAACCCUUUGCCAAGAGGAAGGCCGCCCUCCUUAUCAGUCGCAAGGCGAAGGUGAACGCCGAACAGGACCAGGAAGAAGACGACAGCCUCCCCGAAGCAGAGUGGGGUUCGCCUCCUAAAGACAAGGUCACCAUGCGCACCUACUACAAGAGCAUCAGGUCCAAGCCCAAGAACAAGAGAGCCAAGGGGGGCAUGCGGACUCACAUAGUUGAGGACUACACGUGGGACAAUGACGACGUGUGCGCCGCGCCGCGCUGGUAA
Acanthamoeba castellanii str. Neff is the source of this 549-nucleotide messenger RNA. RefSeq names its product Fbox domain containing protein. The transcript is spliced from 4 exons. The record is from RefSeq and is a predicted model, not a curated record. Bases 1 to 549 code for a protein of 182 amino acids. Lineage: Eukaryota; Discosea; Longamoebia; Acanthamoebidae. Gene Ontology annotation, molecular function: protein binding.